AUGAAGUCGUUUCCCGCUGGGUAUACUUUGUGGUUGCGUCAUGGUGAGAAACCAGCUGAGGAGAGCUCUAGUUGCACACCGAUAGUUGAGAACCCUACCCCCGACGUGAAUCCAUAUCUUCAAAUGGUACACGAGGCAUUUAACUUCACAAUGCCUACUGGAAGUGAGGAGACCACAACAGCGGAUCCUAUAGAAGACGAUGAUAUAGAGUUGCCAUACGAUGGUCCAAGUCGCGAUGCACAGGAUUUUGCCGAUCUUCUUGCGGAUGGAACGGAGGAGUUAUAUCCCGGCUGCUCGAAGUACUCAAAAUUAUCUUUCCUAGUGAAACUUUAUCACAUUAAGUGUAUGUGUGGUGUGAGUGACAAGGCUAUGUCGAUAAUUCUGGACUUAUUGCGGGAUGUAUUUGAGCAAGCCAAAUUCCCGUCCACUUUGUAUGAAGCCAAGAAAACUAUCCGAAAGUUAGGGAUUGAGUACAAAAAGGUUGAUGCAUGCCCGAAUGAUUGCAUGUUGUACCGAGGUGAGUAUGAGAACGCGACAAAAUGCAAGCAGUGUGGGACUUCACGAUGGAAGCAGAAGACGCGAAAGGGUUCCGUUACGAAACUAAAAAUACCUGUCAAAAAAAAUGGAAAGCCUCUCCCAGCAAAGUCUCUCCGUUACUUUCCUCUUAUACCACGACUGCAACGGUUAUUCAUGUGUAGCAAAACUUCAUCUGACAUGUUAUGGAAUAAAGAGGCAGACAAUAACGAUGGGUACUUGAGGCAUCCAAGGGACGCUGAAGCAUGGAAAGACUUUGAUGCAAAGUAUCCUGUCUUUUCCAACGAUGCUCGCAGUGUUCGCUUAGCCUUAGCAAGUGACGGUUUUAAUCCUUUCAGAAAUAUGAGUACGACGUAUUCCAUUUGGCCGGUGAUUCUUAUUCCGUACAAUCUUCUUCCUUGGCUAUGCAUGAAACAGUCAUCUUUUAUACUAUCUAUGAUUAUUCCCGGUCCUAAAAUGCCGGGUAACGACAUUGAUGUUUAUUUGGAGCCCCUGGUGAAUGAGUUAAAGCAACUCUGGGAUGGCGUUGAAACUUAUGACGCUAAUAAGGGGACCACUUUCAAGAUGCGGGCGGCGUUAAUGUGGACUAUUAGCGAUUUUUCAGGGUUGGGAAAUUUGUCUGGGUGGAACACGUACAGUGGGUUAGCUUGUCCUACGUGUAACGUGGACGCUAAGGCUCAUCGACUAACAUUCAGUCGAAAAUGGUGUUACACGAGCCAUCGCCGCUUCUUGAAUCAGGGCCAUAAAUAUAGAGUAGACCGGACUAGAUUUGACGGAGAAGUUGAAAGCAGAGAUCCACCGAAAAAGUAUUCUGGAAUAGAUGUCUUAAGGCAGCAGUCUAACUUGCAAGUAUCGUUUGGGAAGAACCCAACUCUGACAAUAAAAAGAUGA
Messenger RNA from Arachis stenosperma, 1425 nucleotides. RefSeq lists its product as uncharacterized. NCBI's taxonomy places the organism in Eukaryota, Viridiplantae, Streptophyta, Magnoliopsida, Fabales, Fabaceae. The coding region runs from base 1 to 1425 and encodes 474 amino acids. The record is from RefSeq and is a predicted model, not a curated record. The transcript has a single exon.